This is a messenger RNA of Zonotrichia leucophrys gambelii, 2696 nucleotides long. It is a transcript of the gene RNF207, whose product is annotated as ring finger protein 207. Gene Ontology annotation, cellular component: perinuclear region of cytoplasm. The coding region runs from base 225 to 2501 and encodes 758 amino acids. Gene Ontology annotation, biological process: regulation of cardiac muscle contraction; regulation of heart looping. The record is from RefSeq and is a predicted model, not a curated record. NCBI's taxonomy places the organism in Eukaryota, Metazoa, Chordata, Aves, Passeriformes, Passerellidae. The transcript is spliced from 17 exons. Gene Ontology annotation, molecular function: zinc ion binding; transmembrane transporter binding; Hsp70 protein binding.
GCGGAGCCUGCGGAGCGCGGGGAGCAGCACGUGCGGGGCGCGGGCACCGGAGCAUCACCGGGAGCGGGGUGAGCACCGGGUACGGAGCGACCCCCGCACGCACACCAGGAGCUUCACGGUGCGACCCCCGCACGCUGCAGCUCCUCACUUCGCACAGAGUUACCCUGCGCAGUGGGAGCCUCACAGCGCAUGGAGGGAGCCCGCACACCCCGGGGCUCCUCACUAUGCACCGGGUGCCCCGCGCACCUCCUGCGGACUGUCAGCAGACCAUGCAGGUGCCCGUGUCCCCGCAGUUAGGGUGGCCCUGCAGUGCCGUGUCCGUCCCCGCCGCAGGGCCCCGAGCAGCGCACGGAGCUAUUUUUGGGCCGUGCCGAGCGGCAGUGCCAGGGGGGCCCCGCGUCACAGGCGGGCCCUGCCGCCUCGGCACCGCGCUCAUUCCUGCCGGCACACGGGGAGCAGCAGCACAGCUCGGCUCGGAUCCCCCGCCUCACACACAGGGAGAGAUGGCAGGUGGCAUUUUCUCGCCACUGGGCAGCUGCUCGGAGCUGGAGAAGGCCAACUGCCACCCGCUGGUGUGCCUGCUCUGCCACGAGCCCUACCAGCACCCCUGCCUGCUCGACUGCUACCACAACUUCUGUGCCAGCUGCCUGCGAGGCCGUGCCAGCGAUGGCCGCCUGCGCUGCCCACUCUGCGGGCACCCCUCGGUGGUGAGGGGAGGCACAGGGCUGCCCCCCGUGGACCGGCUGCUGCAGUUCCUGGUGGACAGCUCGGCCGACAGCGAGGAGGAUGUGCAGUGUGCCAACUGCGACCGCUGCUGCACCAAGGCGGAGCUGGACACCAUGUACUUCUGCAACACCUGUGGGCAGCCCCUCUGUGCCCCAUGCCGUGAGGAGACACACCGUGCCAGGAUGUUCGCCCGCCACGAGAUCGUCUCCCUCUCCAAGCGCACCAAAGACAUCCACAAGAAGUGCCCACUGCACGAGGAGCCCUACAUCAUGUUCUCCACUGAGAAGAAGUCCAUGCUCUGCAUCAACUGCUUCAGGGACAUGCAGGGGGAGAGCCGGGCACACUGCAUCGACAUCGAGACCGCGUACAUGCAGGGCUGCCAGCGCCUGGACCAGGCAGUGAUGGCUGUGAAGGAGCUGCAGACCUCCACGCGUGAGGCCAUCGUCCUGCUCAAGGCCAUGAUCGAGGAGGUUCGGAACAGUGCCAGCGAGGAGGAGGCGGCCAUCAACUCCCUCUUCAGCCGCAUGCAGGAGCAGCUCUCCGAGAGGAAAAAGACGCUCCUGAAAGCUGUGCAGAGCCAGCACGAGGAAAAGGAGAAGGCAUUCAAGGAGCAGCUCGCCCACCUUGCCUCCCUGCUGCCCACUCUGCAGAUCCACCUGGUGACCUGCUCAGCCUUCCUGAGCUCUGCCAACAAAGCUGAAUUCCUGGACCUGGGCUAUCAACUGAUGGAGAGGCUGCAGAGGAUUGUCAAGCUGCCUCACCGCCUGCGGCCGGCCCAGACCAGCAAGGUAGAGAGAGCCCUGCUGCAGUGCCAGUGGGCAGUGCCAGUGCCAGCCCUGCCCCAGCCCAGCUGUGCUCUCCUCUCUUCCCCCCAGAUCAACAGCGAGUACCGGGCAGAGUUUGCCCGCUGCCUGGAGCCCCUCCUGAUGCUCAGCCCCCGCCGCUCCGUGGUGGGCAGCGCUGGUGGCAUCGGACCUGGCAUCACUGGCACCAACAUGCUCCCCGGUGGCCAAUGCUCCAAGACCCUCAUGGUGCCCAGCUGUCCCCCCAGCAGUGACAAAAUGUCCACGGGCCCCAUGGUGAAGAAGCCAACGAUGCACCGGUACAUCAGCACCAAGGUGCUGCUGGCUGAGGGGCGUGAGACCCCCUUUGCUGAGCACUGCCGCAACUACGAGAACACCUACCGGAUGCUGCAGACGGAGAUCCAGGGCCUGAAGGACCAGGUGCAGGAGCUGCACCGUGACCUCACCAAGCACCACUCGCUCAUCAAGUCGGAGAUCAUGAGCGAGAUCCUGCAGAAGUCGCUGCAGAUGGACGUGCAGAUCGCAGCUCACUACUCCGCCGUGGAGAUGAUGCGCAGCGUCUUUGAGGAGGUUUGGGAGGAGACCUACCAGCGGGUAGCAAAUGAACAGGAGAUCUAUGAAGCCCAGCUCCAUGACCUGCUGCAGCUGAGGCAGGAGAACAGCUGCCUGAGCACCAUCACCAAGCAGAUCGCGCCCUACGUGCGCUCCAUUGCCAAAGUGAAGGAGCGCCUGGAGCCCAGGCUGCAGGAGCCCCAGGAGCCCAGAGAAGAACAGACCCAGAUGCUGCUCAAGAUCUGUGACAACAAUGAAGUGGUGCCAAGGGAUGCCUCACCUGGCAGCAACAAGGGGGCUUCACCCAGCCCCAGGGUGAAGGACACCCCUGGAGACCCCUCCCCAACAAACAAAGACUGCUGCAGGGGCCAGCAGAAGAGUGGAGCAGAGACUGCUACUCCAAAAGAGCCAGCACCAUAAGCCCAGUGCUGGGCACAUGGCUGGGCUGCUGGGCACAACCACGCCCUGGUGAGUGACCAGCUUCUCUUGCCCAGUGCCACAAGCCAGGGCAGGAAACAGCCCGGGCAGCCAUGUCUGCAGCACAUACAAAGGCCUCAGGUGGACUUGCUUCUGAAAAACUCUCCUUGUGCUCUUCCUUGCAUGUGUCAGAGUGAA